Solanum dulcamara is the source of this 3251-nucleotide messenger RNA. RefSeq names its product formin-like protein 6. The transcript is spliced from 5 exons. The coding region runs from base 114 to 2798 and encodes 894 amino acids. Lineage: Eukaryota; Viridiplantae; Streptophyta; Magnoliopsida; Solanales; Solanaceae. The record is from RefSeq and is a predicted model, not a curated record. Gene Ontology annotation, molecular function: actin filament binding. Gene Ontology annotation, biological process: actin cytoskeleton organization; actin nucleation.
UGAAAGUGUAGCUGCUCAUAGAAGCUUCUCUCUCAAUCUCUCUCUACAUCUCAAGAUUUUGGAAACAAAAACCACAAGAAGAUGAAUUGUAGAAAAAGAAGAAGAAGAACACAAUGAGAGCUCAUCCCAUUUGCAACUUUUUAUCAACAUUGUUAGUACUAAUUGUUGUCACUACAUUUUUUACAGCAGCAGAGACCCAAAUUCAACAUCUCAUUGACAUUAAUCCCAAAACAAGAAGAAUUCUUCAUGAACCACUCUUUCCAUCUACAUCAUCAUCCCCACCUCCACCCCCACCAGAAAUAAAUUCUGAACCCAUUUUCCCUACCCCAGACCACCCCUUUUUCCCAGAAGUCCCAACUGUACAAACCCCAGAUCAAACACAACAAAUUCCACCAAUUCAACCAAAUGGGACACCAAUUUCAAGAACCAACCCAAUUGCCACUCAACCAACAAACCCAACCAAGAAACUUGCAAUUGCUGUGUCUGUUGGUAUUGUCACUCUUGGAAUGUUAUCUGCUUUGGGAUUCUACAUCUACAAACACAAAACUAAACACCCAGAUGAAACCCAAAAACUUGUUGCCAACCACAACACCAAUAGUUUUCACAGAGAAGAAGAAUCAAGAAUGCCACCUUCCAAUUUUCUUUACAUUGGUACUGUUGAACCAUCAUCCUCAGCCUCCCAAAACCAACUGAACCAGUAUAAUAAUGUUGCUAAUAAUACUUCCCCUUAUAGGAAAUUAAGCCCUGCUAAGAAAUCAGAUAGGUAUAGACCAAGUCCAGAACUACAACCACUUCCCCCAUUGAGAAAUCAUGACACAGUUUUCACUACUCCUACCAUAAUAAAUUCAUCUGAUGAUGAUGAAACCAAAAUUUACAAGCCAUAUAAUACUAGCAUAGUGACCAGAUCAAAUAAUUCGAUUCCUCAUUCAAAGAGAACAUCCCCUAGAUUGUCCCUUUCGGGUUCAUCCCCUGAUAUAAAACGCGCUAUAAUAGUACCGUCAGUUAAACAAACAUCAUCACCGUCUCCUCCGCCACCAUCACAAGAGGUUAUAUUGCAGCAUAAGAAGCCGACACUAACUUAUGUGCCACAAAGGGUGAAAUUCUCAGCACCACCUCCUCCACCAGAUAUGUCCAGGCUUAAAUCAAUAAGCAAUCAAUACCGACAAACAUCAAAAGCUCCACCUCCCCCUCCUCCUCCACCUCCUCCACCUCCGCCACCUCCACCUCAACCUCCACUAUCAACCUCCAGGAAACUUGGAGGCAGAGUUGGCUCAAGGACAACUAAUUCUGUUGAGCCGCCUCUGCUUGAACGAUCACAAACAAGUUCUCCUUCACUAUCUUCCCAUGUAAAGCCUCAGUCAAGUAGUUCCACUCCAAAAUCAUCACACGUUGUCAGUGAGAAGAGAAGUCAUUUGGAAGAACAAAAUGGAGGAUCCAUACAUGAUACCGACACCACGGAUGAAUCAAAGCCUAGGUUGAAGCCUUUACAUUGGGACAAAGUACGAGCUACUUCUGAAAGAGCCACAGUGUGGGAUCAAUUGAAAUCGAGCUCUUUCCAAUUGAAUGAAGACAUGAUGGAGUCACUCUUUGGAUGUAAUUCUGUAAAUUCAGUACCAAAUGAAGUCACUAAGAAAUCAGUCCGUCCUCCGGUUGAGAAGGAGAACAGAGUUCUUGACCCGAAAAAAUCACAGAACAUUGCCAUAAUGUUAAGAGCAUUGAAUGUCACAAAGGAUGAAGUCUCUGAAGCCCUUUUAGAUGGAAGUGCAGAAGGAUUGGGGCCUGAACUUCUCGAGAGCUUGGUCAAGAUGGCUCCAACAAAGGAAGAAGAGAUAAAACUAAGAGAUUACAAUGGGGACACUUCAAAAUUAGGGUCGGCAGAACGAUUCCUCAAGGCUAUUCUUGAUAUACCCUUUGCCUUCAAAAGAGUAGAAGCCAUGCUAUAUAGAGCAAAUUUUGAUGCUGAAGUAAAGGAUUUGAGGAAGUCUUUCCAGACACUUGAGGAAGCAAGUCAAGAACUGAAGAACAGUAGACUAUUCUUCAAACUCCUUGAAGCUGUUCUCAGAGCAGGAAACCGCAUGAAUGUUGGCACUAAUCGCGGUGAUGCAAGAGCUUUCAAACUCGAAACUCUUUUGAAAUUAAUAGAUAUAAAGGGAACAGAUGGAAAGACAACCUUGCUUCACUUUGUGGUCCAGGAGAUUAUCAGAUCAGAAGGGCUGGGUUCGGAUAGCAAGGACGAUAAUAACCUUCCUUCUAUAUCAAAUAUCAAAUUCAAAGAGGAAGAGUUCAAGAAGCAAGGAUUGCAAGUAGUUGCUGGAUUAAGCAGAGAACUUAGCAAUGUCAAAAAAGCAGCAGGAAUGGACUCGGAUGUCCUAAGCGGCUACGUAUCGAAGCUUGAGGCAGGACUUGUUAAAGUUAGGUCCGUUUUGCAGUACGAAAAAACAGGCAUGGAAGGGAACUUUUUUGAGUCAAUGAAAGUAUGUCUAAAGGAGGCGGAAGAUGGUAUAGUAAGGAUCAAAGCAGAAGAAAGAAAAGCUUUGUCGAUGGUCAAAGAGGUGACGGAAUAUUUUCAUGGCGAUGCUGCCAAAGAGGAAGCUCAUCCUCUCAGAAUAUUUCUGAUUGUAAGAGACUUCCUCUGCAUAUUGGAUAGCGUGUGCAAAGAUGUCGGGAUGAUGCAGGAUAGAACAAUGGUUGGUGCUGCCAGAUCAUUCAGAAUAGCUACAACUACAUCAUUACCAGUCUUAAACAGAUACAACGCGAGACAAGAUAGGAGUUGGGACGAUGAUAGCUCAUCACCUUGACAUUUAUAUGAUGAUGCUAGGAUCUCAAUGAUCGUUACAAUCCACAUUGCUCGGAUCCUCUAAAAAUGUAGCCACGCUUGUGUCAGCAAAUUUAGAGUAUCCGAGCAACACAGGCUACAAUUGUUACGAUGUAGCAGGACGACAGGAAAGUGGCAUCACAAGUUAGAUUAGCAUUGAAUUGUGCAGCUCAAUAACGACGAAAAAGUAAACGGAUUAUAAAGAAUAAGAGGCUGCAGCAUUCUGGGAUAUACUGUCAAAAGCAAAAUGAUCAAUUUAAGGUAAAGAGAUUAUUCCUUAAUUCUGUGUAGACCUAUAGAUAAGAAAGUUUUAUUCAUCAUUUGUAUACAUAGUCAAGAGACAUUGAGAUUUUGAUGUUAUCAUUUGGGCAACACAAAAUGACAUUAUUCAUUCCACUUUUGUCUUAUAAUUAAAGUUUCAUAUAGGAUACAGCUG